AGGUGAAGAGCAGAGUUGUGGUGCCAUUGCCUCGGGGGAGCUCGAGUCACAAAAACUGGAUCGAGGCCCCUAGAUUGAGAUGUAUUUAUUUUUUAGUCCCGAUCCGUUCUCAUGCACGCAAAGCUCCCGGUGAUUCGCUCAUACACACGGGGCCAGUCCUGCAGCCAGUGCAAGCAGUCAGGCUCCUGCACCAGCCAGGGGUCUGGCUCAAGUCAUCACCUAGGCGCUCCAUGGAGUCCCACCCUCAUCUGACACAUGGGGAAACUGAGGCACGGAGGGAGAGCAGUCCACAUAAGAAGGGAGGCAAAGCACAUGCUCCCAUCUCUGCCCUAAACAAGGCAGAUUGCAGUGUGGGGAGGCGCCAUCCACUUGGGAAAGAGCAGGUUGAAGACAUCCCGACGGGUUUCAGGAAAAGGCGAAGGGAAUCGGUCACACAGCAGGGCUCUGCAUGACCGGCCCCACAGCCUGACCUCCCCAAGGGCAGGAGCAAGGCCUCCAUGGAGAAAACGUGACACACAUAGAAAGCAUGAGUCCACGCGCUUGCAUGCGUGUGUGCACGUGUGUAUCUGAGCCUGGGAGCUGUUUCUGUGUGUACGUGUGUCACCCUCUGCCGCUCUGCAUGUGUAUGCGGGUCCUGGAGCAGGCGUGCGGCUGUGGGCUGCUCUCCCAGCCCGUCUGACCCUGGCCCAGCUGCUGUGCUGCGAUGCUGGGAGAUGCCACAACCUUCCCCCUUCCAACAUCUUGGAUGCAAAGGACGUGGGAUCUGCCAAGCCCUGCGGCUGCCUCAGACCCUGCAGCCCAGCCCCUGGCUGCCAAGCUUCCCCGGUCGCUAUAGCAGCCAGCAGCCUGCUGCCUAGCAAUGCAAAGCUGCCGGCUUUUCCCAGGCUGGGAUAGGCUCCCCGACACCAGCCUGCUGUGCCUUCCCAGCUGAUUGGCUUUCCCCACGCCAUUCAUGCCAGGCCAGUUACAUUUCCUGCUGGAAAUCUGCAGCCUCGCAUGCAAGAAGCCCUUCGCUUCCAGACAAACCAGGAGCAUGGCCCCCAAGGCCAAGGGCAAGGGGAAGAAAGGAGGGAGACAGAAGAAGACGCAGCCUGCGGCAGCAGGCGAAGCUGGGGAGUCCCGGAAGACAGCUCUGGAGGUGGACACCCUCAGGAGGCACCUGGUGCUCCGGAGGGAUGUGGCCAGGCAGGCGGAGGGGGGCAGCGGGGGGGGGGGGGCGGGGGCGGGCGAGGGGCUGCAGCUGCGGCUGCAGGAGCUGGAGCAGGAGCUGGAGGCAGAGCGGGACGACAAGAGGGACAUUUAUGAAGAGAUGAUCCGGCAGUACCAGGAGCUGCAGCGGCAGACAGAGACUCGCAUCCAGUGCCUGGAGGCCGAGGUGACACAGCUCCAGGAGCAGCUCGCCGCGUGCCGCCAGGAGAGCCAGCAGGCCCGGGAGGAGAGUGAGCGGAUGCUGGGCGAGAAGGACCGGAGCCUCACUGAGCUGCAGGCCAAGAUCGACACCAUGAAGACUGAAUACGAGCAGAUCCUGCACGGCAGCCUGGAUGGUGUCCUGGCCAAGCUGGCCUCUGCAAAGCUGCGCUGGGAGCGGGAAGCCACGGCCAUCCACAUGGAGCACAAGGAGAGGCUGCGAGACUUUGGCCUCAACCCCCUGGAGAUGUAGCGCCCAGCCUGGGACAGAGACGGGCAGGGGCGAUGCCCAACUCUGCCAG
Alligator sinensis (Chinese alligator) is the source of this 1709-nucleotide messenger RNA. It is a transcript of the gene DRC12, whose product is annotated as coiled-coil domain containing 153. NCBI's taxonomy places the organism in Eukaryota, Metazoa, Chordata, Crocodylia, Alligatoridae. The record is from RefSeq and is a predicted model, not a curated record. The transcript has 7 exons. Bases 953 to 1660 code for a protein of 235 amino acids.